This is a messenger RNA of Nycticebus coucang (slow loris), 2620 nucleotides long. It is a transcript of the gene RBM43, whose product is annotated as RNA binding motif protein 43. Lineage: Eukaryota; Metazoa; Chordata; Mammalia; Primates; Lorisidae. Bases 39 to 1313 code for a protein of 424 amino acids. The transcript is spliced from 5 exons. The record is from RefSeq and is a predicted model, not a curated record.
GGAGAAUGUCUUGUUCUCAGCAAUUCCUCAGAUGAGUUAUGAUAUUGGUGACUGUUGUAAGUGUCUGCGAGGGCGCUGGCAGCAGCCCUUUCAAGUGCCAGCUCCUGAAGGGCCGCCCUUCUGUCAAACAGUCUCCAAGGAACUGGGAACAAAAAAAAGAAACCGAAACCUGCCUGCUCACCCGCGCGUCUCCAGUGCCUGCACUUCGCAGGCUUCGGGCUUCCUGCAGCCACCGAGGGCACGUCUCCGCCAUGGCGUCAGUUUUGAAUGUGAAGGUAUCCAAAGCUCCUGAAAGAACGGUUGUAGUGGCUGGUGUUCCGGUUGGUCUUCUUAGUGAUCAGUUCUUGGCCUUAUUAGUGAAGAGGCACUUCCAAGAUAUCAAGAAUGAAGGUGGAGAUGUUGAAACGGUGAUAUAUCCAUCAAGAACCAAGGGAGUUGCAUAUGUAAUAUUCAAAGACAAAAAAGUUGCAGAGAAUGUCGUCAGACAAAAGAAACACCUACUAUCAAGGCAGGCUGGAUAUGCUCAGCUCACAGUGUCUCAUUUGGGGGAAGAGGUCUUCAGCUCCGUAAAUGCUACCCUUGAUCUUUCUAUUUUUCGGGGUCAAGUUACUCUAGAGAAUCUGGUAAUGGACUUGAAAAAGAAAAUUCCAACGUUAAGCUUCAGUCCUUUGGCACGCAAUGGAAGAAUCUCCGUGAAAGGAUCAUUUCUGGCUAUCGAGAAGCUCAAAGAAUCUUUGCUUUUAAAAGCAAGAUCUCUUUUAGAAAAAAAAGGAGAUUUUACUAGGGAGGAGAGAAAGUGGAAUAGGCAAAGCCCCCAAAGGAAUCUACAGAAAAAUCCUAACUCUUUACAGUCACUCAGGACCUCAGUACCUGAGACUGCUAGCAGCAGAGAAAUGCUUACACUUGACACGAAUGUUUUUCUUUACCUGAAACACAAGUGUGGAUUUUAUGAAAGCACACUGAACAGAUACUAUGUUCUAAGUCAGGAGAGAGCAGACGGGGAAAUCACUACAGUUUGUCUACAGAGUGUUCCAGGGUGUUCUCAGCUAAGCAAUGUAGAAUAUGUAAAAAAGCUCAUUGAAGAAUGGUCACACAGCCUGCACUUACAGCUUAGAAAAGAGACAUUUAUGCUGGAAGGAAGGGAAAAUAGAGAGAAAAGAAUGAUUAAGAUGGCAUGCGAACAAUUAAAGUUGAAGUACCUUAAGGUUCUGGUUAACUUUUGUGGGACACAUGUUGACAUCAUAGGAUCUUCUUCUGACACUUACCUAUUUAAAAAAGAGGUCAUGAAAUUAACAGGGCAAAAGGUUAGUUAAUAAAAAUCUCAGCAGUAGUAACGAUAAUGGUUGCUUUCCAUUGCUGAGCUGGGACCAUGCUGUAUAUGAGGCUGGCUUUACACGCCUUAUCUCAUUAAUCCUUUUGACCAUACUUCAUUGUGAUAGGAGAAGAAACUAGGAUUUGUAGAAGUUAAAACACUUAAUCUGAAGUUAUCCAACUGAUGAGAAAUAUGUCUGGGGCUUAACCCAGUCUAUUUGAUUACAGAUAUAUCUAAGAAAUAAAACUGAAAAAGACUCAGCAAACUUUGAAGGAUUUUUUUUCUGUAUAACUCUAAAUUAUUAGAAAAAGAAGUAGCCUUAACAUAUGGAAAGUCUGGGUGAUUAUUUUUAGAGUGAUGUGGUGGCGGUAAGUAGUUGUCAAAAUAAUUGAAAAGAGCAAAUAUGGGUGGCGCCUGUGGGUCAAUGGGUAGGGCAGUGGCCCCAUAUACUGAGGGUGGUGGGUUCAAACCUGGUCCCCGCCAAAUUGCAACAAAAAAAUAGCUAGGCAUUGUGGCAGAUGCCUGUAGUCCCAGCUACUUGGGAUGCUGAAGCAAGAGAAUCACCUAAGUCCAGGAGUUGGAGGUUGCUGUGAGCUGUGAUGCCAUGGUACUCUACUGAGGGCGAUAAAGUAGACUCUGUCUCUAAAAAAAAAGAAAAUCACUGGUCAUCAACCCUGCCUAACUUCAUUAUUAUGGCAUUGGCAAUUUCUUAACAUUUACAAAGUUUGCAUUUACUCUAUAUAGAAUUAGAGUACUGGCAGAAAUCACUUAGGAAACUACUUAGAUGAAAGGUAUUUCUGAUUCAAGUAAUAAUUACUGGAGUAAGUUCCAUUGCUGGCAAGGCUGCUGGACAUGGGGGACAUUUUUGCUACUACUGUUGUCAAAACUGCAAGGAAAUUUUGGUCUAGGUACACUUACUUGUUGCACAAAUGUAACAGACAUGGCCUGGAAAAAAAUGGUAAAAAUGGUUUUUAUCUCUUCAAAACCCCCUUACCCUUUUUUAAGAGAUAAAACCUACAUCCCUGCCUCAGGACAGCAGUCUGGAGAAGCAGGGGAAUGUCUUUUGUUCUUUUGGCCAAUGAGAUAUAUCAAGGGAAUCAUCUUACCUGAGGAUGAGAUCCAUCUGGGCAGAGGCCACAAGAUUAUCUUUAUUUUAACCCAAAAUGGAAUUAUAGGGGUUAAUCAGAACAUUGAAAAGGGCUGUGCUUCUUUUUAGAGAGGGGAUGCUGGUAUUUUUGAGAUGAGUCUGCCAGCCUCCUUGUUUGCCAGCAAAUUAAUAAACUUCUCUUCAAACUGCGUAUCCCCAUU